GAGGAAUCGCGUGCGCGCGAAAGGAUGGCCGAUUUGAUCUGUUUCUUGUUGGCGAUGUUCGGGCAACUGCUCGUUCGUGAAAGCAAGGGUAGCCUCCUUGGCGUAGAACUGGACGAAGCAGGUGAAAAGCUUCUCAACGAGUACUUGUCCCUCGCCGAGUUACAAGAAUUUGAAGACACAGCGAUCGAGCUCGACUUGAUCGAUCAGAAGAGGAAACAUCGACCGGCGAUGCACCAACAGCCUAGAGUUCUCUACCAAAUCGGGGACAGCGAGGACGAGUUGCCUGAAUGCUCGGACCGAAGCGAAGUUUGCAGCAAGGUGGAUUUAUAUGGGUCACCUUGGGUCGAGAGACAAUGUCGUUGUCCGGAUGGCCGUACCUGUCCUAGUAGUUUGUACGGAGACGACGGGCACACGAUAGUCGAUAAAACACGCCAGUACAAGCUAUGCGAGCCAGUGAAACGUCUUCCCAUCUGUCGCUACUUCAAAGACGUCACAUGGACCUUAGCUCCCGGAGGGGGGCCGGCGAACGCGACGGUUCAGCGGGUUUACUGCCGAUGUCGACCGGGCAGUGUACCUUAUCUAGUUCGAAGACAAGCCUACAGGUCUUCCGAGGGAAGUCCAGGAUUUAUUUAUGCCUUCGCGUGCUCUCCCCAAAGCAGGCUGCGCUGCCAGCACAAGGAGCCAUGUCGACUAUUCACGGUAAGAAAGAGACGAAGCUCGCAGCUCGAAGAGGUGAACGCUUCGCCUCUGUGUCAGUGUCCAAAAGGUCAUCGAUGUCCUAGAAGGCACACCGAUCCAGGCUCCCUUCCGGCAAGGUCCUACUCCGGCGUUCUGGAGAUUAAAACGUACAGCGGAUAUUGCGUGCCUUCGCAGUCGCAUCAUUCUGAGGCGGUUUAUACCGUUUAACGGAGCAGUGAUUCUUGGAAAGGGGGAACGAGUCGACCAAUCUACAUACAUAUACGCCAUCAUUCGCCAUAUUUCCCAUC
Molecule: messenger RNA, 986 nt
Organism: Habropoda laboriosa
Lineage: Eukaryota; Metazoa; Arthropoda; Insecta; Hymenoptera; Apidae
Gene: aos
Product: protein giant-lens
Exons: 4
Coding region: 25-906 (293 amino acids)
Source: RefSeq, a predicted model, not a curated record